UCCUGCCUCCGCCACUCUCUCUCACACACGCAUGUAUGCUCGUUCAUUCAUCAAUACAUCACCAACCCACUUAUAACUCCGAGGCUCCAAGCCUCCAACCCUCUUCCCCGCCAAACCCCACACCUCCAUCCACGGAUCCACCCCUCCCGCCUGCAGCUUCCCAUGGCCUCCGCCUCCAGCGACAGCCUCCCGUCCUCCGCCACCGCCUCCGCCUCCGCCUUCCUCGACCCGACCGCCACCUCCUUCUUAUUCCCUACCACCGCCGCGCAAGAACCCCAGCAGCCUGAUCCCCCGGCCGCAGCAGCGCGCAAGCCGCCGCGUAAGCGCCCGCGAGCGUCGCGCCGGCCACCCACCACCCUGUUCACCACCGACGCUUCCAACUUCCGCGCCAUGGUGCAGGAGUUCACCGGCUUCCCGGUGCCGCCGUUCGCGCCCCACCUCGGCCCCGGCGUGCUCUUCGGCGCGGGCCCCUCGCCCACCAACUCAGCUGCCGUGGCCGGCGCGCCCUUCCAGCUGCUGCGCCCGUCGCCUCUCAAGCUCCCUGCUCCUCCGCACUCCUCUCAUCCCACUUGCACCACUGGUAGUAACACAAGUCCAUUCGCGAAUAGCAACGUGAAUCCUACCUUUGCUGCUGUGGCGCCCAGCUCGAGCUCUGAAUUGUACAGCGGCUUCGGCCCUCCGCUCGCCGGCGCUGUCCCAUGCUACGAAGACGGCUUCGAGGCGGCGGAAGGCGAGAGUGUGAGCCACGGCCACGGUCUCUUCUCAUCUUUCUUGUACGCCGGAGAUAGGUAUCACAGCCACUAGCUAGCAGUUCGCGUGUGGAGGGGAGAGGAAGAUGCUAAUUCCUUCUUGUGCUACUUGACCACUACUACAUGCUAGCAAUGACAAGGUUAUUAGCAUCUACACAGUUUGCUAAUGAAUUCUUCUUGGUUUUGGUGUGAUAGAUGACUAGAUGUAUAUAU
Molecule: messenger RNA, 962 nt
Organism: Phragmites australis (common reed)
Lineage: Eukaryota; Viridiplantae; Streptophyta; Magnoliopsida; Poales; Poaceae
Product: VQ motif-containing protein 22-like
Exons: 1
Coding region: 163-804 (213 amino acids)
Source: RefSeq, a predicted model, not a curated record